Messenger RNA from Ostreococcus tauri, 4569 nucleotides. Its product is annotated as Pyruvate phosphate dikinase,PEP/pyruvate-binding. The coding region runs from base 1 to 4569 and encodes 1522 amino acids. Lineage: Eukaryota; Viridiplantae; Chlorophyta; Mamiellophyceae; Mamiellales; Bathycoccaceae. The record is from RefSeq and is a predicted model, not a curated record. The transcript has a single exon. Gene Ontology annotation, biological process: phosphorylation. Gene Ontology annotation, molecular function: ATP binding; kinase activity.
AUGGACCCCCAUUGGCUGGCCACGAGUGAACACGCGACGACAAAAAAUCCACCCGUCGCCAGCGCGUCGCCGCCGUCGAGCGUCUGCACGUCCACGCGCGCGAUCGCGACGACGGCGAGCGAGCGAGCGAUGUCGAGGACGACGCGCGCGCGCGUGAUCGUCCCGCGUGCACGACGCGCGCGGGAUGAUAGGGCGGUGGACGGGCGACGUCGACCGCACGCGUGGACGCCGACCGUUCGCGGUGGACGACGGACGACGGGAGGCUGCGGAUCGGCGCGAUCGGUAGUGGUGCCGCGAGCGAGCGCGGAUGAGAUCGUCGAUGCGUCGGUGAUCCCCGUGGGGUCGAGAGGGGGGGGGGGGGUGGACGCGUCGGGGACGCGGACGCGGAAGAUGGAACUGCGCGCGCGCGGCGCGGACGGCGCGGCGGUGGACGCGCGCGCGACGACGAACGCGCGAGGGGUGCACACGGUGUCGGUGUCGAUGAAGACGCUUCCGAGAGGCGUUGUGAGCGCUCGGGACGUGACGUUUCACUGGGGGGUCGUGCGCGAGGCCACUGGGGCGACGUGGCAGAUGCUCCCGAGAGAGCUCCUGCCGCCGAACACGGAGUAUCACGGAGAGAAGGCGAUGCGGAGCGCUUUUCCAGUGUGGGGGCCGAUCAAUCUCGUGCUCGAUCCCUUGGCGCGAAAGGUGGCAUUCGUGUUGCACGUCGAGAAAACGGGAGAGUGGAUCAACGCGGCGGAUGGUGGGAACUUUGAGAUUCAACUCGACGCCGCCGACUCGGAGACUCCGCGGGCGGUCGCGCCGGCGGUAUCAAAGGCGCCCGCGCGCGCAGUCUUCCAGACGAAGACUCCGAUCGAGGUCGAGGUACAAUCGCCACCGAAUGAUCCGCUCGAGCGACUCAUCGCCGCCACGGCGCACGCUGAGUGGGAAAAGAUGGGUCGACCAGCGCUUGCGUCGCGAAAGCGAGACGAUAUGCUCAAGAAUGCGGCAGAGCAAAUCAAGGCAAAAUUAUCCAGUGGGAUGAGUUUGGAGAGCAUCUCGCGCGAGAUCGACGGCAUUAAGACGUCUAUCUCGCCGACACGAGUUGAGGUUCAGCCGAAGGAGACGUUGAAGACGCCGUCCAAGUCGAUGACAAAGGUCAAUACGAGAACAAAUUUCACCCUCGCCGAUUUUCAAGCCGCGGCAAACGCACGCGCGGCUGACAACACCGUGGUUAAAUGGAAUAAGCUCUACGAAGGAAAUGAUGAAACAAUUUACGUUGAGGCUAGGGAGCUCGUUGGUGGUUCGAUCCAACUCAACGUGGUGGCGGAGUCUAAGGAUGACCUCAUCCUCCACUGGGCCGUCACAAAGGUAACGGAUGGUACUUGGCAGCCGCCGCCGAACGGCUUCAGCACCACGCCGGCGCGUUCUUGGGCUUCUUCUGGAGUCAGCUGGGAAACCGAGUUCGAGCGAAUGGACGGUCAUCUGCGCGGAGUGACGUUGGAUGUACCCGUGAAUUCGGGUGCUCGCGAAGGUGUCAUCUUCGUCUUGCGCACAACGUCAAAUAGAUGGAUCAAGAAUGGAAAAGAGGACUUCUUCGCCAGCUUAGAAGGUUCGGUUCUUGAACGUCCGCAGAAGAAUGAAAAGUCUCAAUCGAAGAAAAGACGGGACGUACGAGAGGAGAAGCGACGCGAGGAACGUCCUGCUAAGCCGACUGUCGCCGCGAAGGAGAAGAAGAGGACGGCGCCGAUCAAGCGGCAACAUUGGGACGCAGAUGAUAUCGCCAUAGAUCAGGGCGCGUUCCAAAAUUUGGGUGGUUUCGUUGCUGAUAACAUGGUGAAUAAAAUUUGUGACGCGGAAUCGGGCGCUACGCGCUCGUUGAUGCAUCGUUACAACGCUGGUGCGGAUAUGCUUGGUGAUAUGCACGGCAACGGAGAGCCAGGCCUCACGGCGCUCUUCUGCUGGUUCCGCUUUAUGGCUCUCAGACAAUUAGUCUGGAACAAUGACUAUAACAUCAAACCUAGAGAGAUUAGCGCAGCACAAAACAGAAUGACCGAGGGUCUCAGCACGAUUUAUAGGCAAAACGGUGAGCACAGGGAUGUUGUGCGCCUCAUCAUGGCGACGAUUGGCCGAGGCGGCUCUGGCGACGUCGGUCAACGUAUCCGGGAUGAAAUCCUCGCCGUACAGCAGAAGAACAACUGCAAGGGUGGUAUGAUGGAGGAAUGGCAUCAAAAGUUGCACAAUAACACGUCGCCGGAUGAUGUACCUAUUUGUGAAGCUUUGCUUAAGUUCAUCGCGGCUGACUGUGACAUCAACGUCUACUGGGCGCAUUUGCACGCAAACGGGAUCACCGCCGAGCGCAUGGCAUCGUAUGAUCGCAAGAUUUGCAGCGAACCCAAGUUCUCGCGUGAGCAGUACGCAGGUUUGACGGCUGAUUUGACGGAGUAUCUUCGCACACUGAAAGCGGUGCAUUCUGGGGCUGAUCUUGACUCUGCCGCCGAGGCAUGUCUGGGCUAUCACCAAGAUGCUUGCAAAGGGAAGGAGAUCAACAUUCCGCCAAUCCACGGGGUUGCGAGCGAUAGGCUUGAGGAGUUGCUGGAUGCCGCCAGAGAGCUGCGCUCAGAGGAUCCUUUGUGCGCGUUGGAGGCGAUGAUUGAGGCUCGAAGGUACCUUUGGACUUGGACUCGACCGAAUGGUAAAUCGAAUGAUCGCAUCAAAGAUGUCAUCUAUCUCGAUCUCGCGCUGGAAGGCGCAGCUAGAGCCGUCGUGGAAAGCUGCCUCGAGUCUUUGCCCAAGCGCGCUCCGUACGAAGUACUCAGAAUCAUGAGUCUAGUGCUCGAGAACCUUUGCAUGUCUACGAGCGGUAAUUACGAGCUGCGUAUUUGCCUGAAGGAGUGGCAAAACGUGCUCGAAGCGGCGAGACGAAAUGGUGAGUGGGCUCUGCAGGGAAAAGCAGUAUGUGAUCGACUGCAAAACUCUCUUGCGGAAAUAUCUCAGCGCUAUAUCGAUGCCCUUCAACCCACUGCGCAUAGCAUGGGAGCGAAACUCGGCGUCGAUGGACACGUGCUUGAUAUUUUCUCAGAAGAAGUCAUUCGAGGCACAGCUGCAGCGCCGCUUUCACAGAUGCUUCGAGUUAUCGACCCGAUCAUUCGCAACGUCGCAGAAAUGGGCAGCUGGCAGAUCGUCAGUAAUGCUGAAUGCGCGGGUGUGAUUGUACCUGUCAGAUCUCUCGCCGAAGUGCAGCAUGUCAAAUAUUCUCAGCCCACUGUCCUCAUCUCCGAUAGAGUGGGCGGCGAAGAAGAUAUUCCGGUGGGUGUGGUCGCUAUCAUUACACCUGAUAUGCCAGAUAUUCUUUCUCACUGUGCUGUUCGCGCCCGCAACGAGAAAGUUCUGUUUGCCACUGCGUUUGACGUGUCGAUGUUUGAACACAUGAAGGGCAUGGAUGGGAAGUCGGUCGAACUCAAGCCAUCUGCACAAGGUGAUGAUUUGCAAGUGCAGGUCGUCGAUCGCGUCGAAGCUAGUUCUCUGGAGAGCUCGAGUCCAUCGAACGCAUCUGCAGUGAGUGGCGUCUCGAUCAUAAAGCGUCCGUUUCAAGGGAAGUUUGUCGCAACAUCGUCCGAGUUCACGCCUGAGCUUGUCGGCGGGAAGUCUCGUAAUCUUCAACUCCUUCGCGGCCGAGUAUCGAAUCUCAUUAAACUACCACCAUCUGUCGCCAUGCCGUUCGGUACAUUUGACGCCGUUCUCGACAUGCCGCAGAAUGCAGAAGCGAAGACGGAGCUUACAGCUCUUGUUGCGCAACUUGAGACAUACGACUACACUGACGGCGCAGGAUUCAGAGAACUCAUCGCGAAGGUCAAGGCGUGCAUCAGGACAUUGCAACCGAACGCUGAGCUUUCUGCUACAUUAGAGACUGCCUUUUUGGCUGAAUCUUUGAGUUGGCCCGGAGAUCUUUUGACGAGUGCAAAGGGCCAGAAGGCGUGGCAGACUAUUCUCGGUGUUUGGGCGAGUAAGUACAACGAGCGAGCGGUGUUGAGCUGCCGAAAGGCUUCUCUAAAUCACGCUGAUUUAUCCAUGGCUGUUCUUUGUCAACCAGUCGUGCGUGCGCGUUACGCAUUCGUGUUGCACACUGUGAAUCCUCAAAACAACAACAAGGACGAGAUCUAUGGCGAGCUCGUUUGCGGCCUUGGUGAGACUCUCGUGGGUAACUUUUCUGGUCGAGCGUUGUCUUUCAAGGCUUCAAAGAAUGACUUGGACAAUCCCACUGUAGUUGGUUUCCCAUCGAAGUCCAAGGCCUUGUUCAUGGAAGAAGACACGCUUAUUUUCCGCUCAGACAGUAACGGCGAAGACCUGGAAGGUUUUGCUGGCGCCGGUCUCUACGACAGCAUCACGAUGGAGGAAGCGACGCUGAGAAACGUCGACUACUCAGCCGAUUAUCUCAUGACAGACGAAUCUAAGCGACGCACAAUGCUGUCUAUGGUCGCGAAGAUCGCCCUGGAGAUUGAAAAUCUGUGUGGAUCUCCCCAAGACAUCGAAGGCGCGAUCGCGGACAAUGGUUCUAUCUAUAUCGUCCAGACAAGGCCUCAAGUGUGA